Zerene cesonia (dogface butterfly) is the source of this 2950-nucleotide messenger RNA. RefSeq names its product islet cell autoantigen 1 (gene ICA69). Gene Ontology annotation, cellular component: Golgi apparatus. Bases 126 to 1361 code for a protein of 411 amino acids. Gene Ontology annotation, molecular function: protein domain specific binding. The record is from RefSeq and is a predicted model, not a curated record. Gene Ontology annotation, biological process: regulation of transport. The transcript has 4 exons. NCBI's taxonomy places the organism in Eukaryota, Metazoa, Arthropoda, Insecta, Lepidoptera, Pieridae.
AAAUGAUUACAUUGUUAAUUGAUAAUUUUUGAUCACAUAACAUUUACAUGAAAAUUGUAAUUAAUGUACAAAUGAAAAAGAAUCGAACGUUUUCUUGAUAAUUUUACAUAAAUUGUGUUACAAAUAUGAUGCAACAUCAAUACUGGGUGACUAAAAAGACUGUUUUAAAGAAAUUAGGGACUAAAGAGGAUGAAUGUAUUAUAGCGUCCGAUGCCGAACUUGAUGCAAAAUUAGAAUUAUUUCAGUCCAUUUCAGAGAGUUGUUUACAAUUACAACGAGUUUUAGAUCAAUAUCAAGAACGUUUAUGCGUGCUUGCACAAGAAGAAAAUGCUCUGGGAAAGUUUCUACGAGAUGCGGGCAAAAACAACGAUGCAGCAGGUAAACAUAUGGUUACAGCAGGUAAAGCGAUUUCCUAUGCUGGACAACAGCGUGUCUCCGUGAGAAGCCCUUUAUUGAGACUGCAUCAUGAAGUGGAAACGUUUAGAUGCAGAGCUGUGAAAGAUAUGCGUGCAACAGUUUCAGCGAUGGAAAAAGCCCGUAUCGAGUAUAGAGCCGCUUUAAGUUGGAUGAAAUCAACCAGCGCACAGCUUGAUCCAGAUACUGGUCGCGGUCUUGAUAAUUUUCGCAAAGCACAACGACAAGUAAGAGAAAGCAAGAAAGUUUUUGAUAAAUUGACCCUAGAUGUGCUUCAGAAGAUUGAUUUGCUAGCUGCAGCUCGUUGCAAUAUGUUCUCUCAUGUUCUAUCAAACUAUCAAAACUCCUUUUUGGGUUUCUCCAAUAAAGUUGCACAAACUUUGGCCGCUACCAUUGAGAGUAUGAAUUCUGCACCACAAUAUGAAUUUUGCAUUUUGAAGAGCUUAUCUGAAAAUGAUAAUGAAGAGGAAAGCCUUGGGCAGGACAAGGAUCAAUUGCUGUUCUUUCAGGAUGAGUAUAAAGAUGAUAGUCCUGCAACGAAAAUAUCCGAUGAACAGGCUGAAAAACAAAGCACUGAAAAAGAGCCAUCGGCUGCAACACAAGAAGAGGCAUCUUCCUCGGGAACACUUAUAAGUACAGAUGAUGAUAAAAUUGCAAAUAUUAGUGAGGAUUUGGCUGGUUUGCAGCUUGGUGGUGGAGAUAUGCCUGCUAAUUAUGCUUUUAUGCCAUCUCAACUGUUGCAGGAUUUUGCUGGAAACUUCAUGGAGAGCCCCUUACUACCACUUAAUGUUCAAAACGAGGAACCUUCCCCACAAGCAAGUAAACCUCUUCCAGCACCAAAGAGAGAUGACAAAGCUGCUUGGUUCAAGUUAUUUGCUGAGCUGGAUCCACUCGCCAACCCUGAUAACAUUCCGGGAUCCAAUCACAAUCAAAGUCACGCUGCUUAAAUGGUAUGAAACAGUUAAAAAAUAGUGCAUUCAUUGUAACAAAUGAGAUGCUCUUUCUAAUUCCGCAGAUAAUAAAUUAGUAUUUAGUAUUGGUUAUAUACUGCUUUAUAGUUCAAAGUAUUUUAAGUAUUGUAUGUUUAAUAUUAUCUGUGAAAUUAGUAAUUAACUUUUAUACCAUGAUGAUGGUUUCUUGUGUGAUGACAUUAUUUAUCUAUUAUGUUUCUGGCAUAUUGAAAAUAUUUCAAUAUUUCUUCAGAGUUUAGGUGUAUUUAUCAAUUAUCACAUUUUUAUUAAUCAUCACCAUUCACCAUAACCUUAAUUCUACGAGAAUGUAUAGAAAGCUCCAGUGCAAGAAUAUUUUUCGAAAUAAUAUCUCCAUCUCAUUCGUGAAAAAAAAAUACGCUGAUGCCAAAAUAUUAUUCAUAUUUUAAAUUUUGUCAUAAAUGCAAAAGACUAAGUUCAUUAUACAAAAGUUGAUGCAAGAAACUUCUUAUAAUGAUAUAUGUAUUUUACUUAUGGUAUUAAACAGUCCUUAUGUAAUCAAUUAUAAACAAUCUAAUAUGUUAUUGUAGAUGCAAUAUUUAUAUUUCGUACCAAUUAAGAUUUGAUAAUGGUUUCAUUAGUCAUAGCUUUUACAUUACAAAAAUGGAUGAAGUUGAAGGAGCUUACAAGUACUAUUAAAUAUUAAUGGAUUAUUUUUUAUUAAUUCAACAAUCAAUGGUAAAAUAUAUAUUAUGAGACUAAGUACAAACAAGAAUGACUGGUUUAAUUAAAAUAAUAUUUUCAUUGGUUAUUAUUGACUUUCUUUAUUAUAAUAUUAUUAAGAUAUCUUAAAUUACAAGGACUUAUAGCUUAACUGUAAAAUGUGCUUAUGAAUAAUCAUUGUAUUUUAUCAGAAUAACUGACCCUGUGAUACACAUUUAUUUAAUAGUAAAGUGCAGAAACAUUACAAAGACAUAAAAAUUGCUUUGUAUUCAACAUUCCUUUUAGCCAUACAAAAAUGGUACAAUAUAUGCAUUCCAUUCCAGUAUCAUCAAAAAAUUGAAAUUUACUUUGUGAAGAGGGAGUCUCGGCAAAUAGCCUAUUAUUCUUUACUAAUAUAUAGUUUGCUUUAAGGGAGGUUGAAUCACUCACCAAAAAAGGGGUCAUAAUAUUUCAAAAAAAUGCCUCACGUAAUAAUGAACGCCCCCUUAUUGAUAAAAAAAAAUGCUUAAUUAAUCUAAAUAUUAUUGCUUGAAUUUAUUAUAUUUUUACGCUAGAAGCUGAUUUUUUGCAAUUUCUAUGCUUUGCCGUUUCUAUCUUUUGCCUUAUUAUUAUUUUUUUUUGGAGAAAGGGGAAAAUUUUGAAUGAAAAUUGUCUUUUUCUUCAUUGUGUGUCUUGUUAUUCCAUAGAAAGGAAUAACUGCAUCAAAUGAUAGCAAAUUAAUUAUUAAUUUUUCUCAUACUUACCUGUCUUACCAAUUAUUUACUAGUCAAAGCUUUUAGCUUGUAUACUUCAUACCAAAGAAAUUAUAGAUUUAGUUAAAUUUAUAAAUGUUUUUGCGUUAUGUGUGUAAUCUGAACAUCAAAUUGUAUUAUUAAACGUUAUUA